CGGACGUGCCCAGAAGUUACUGCUUACAGAAAACAGCAAACUGAAACUGGAGAUAGAUAGAAAGCCAAACGAACCCUAUUCCCCAACUGCCAGUAAUCUCCUCCGCCUCCACUCCGCCGCAGUGUCUGCACAGAAGAAACAAUGAAGAAAAUGAUAGCUCUUGGAUUUGAGGGAUCAGCCAACAAGAUUGGGGUUGGUGUUGUAACCUUAGAUGGCACCAUUCUCUCCAAUCCACGUCACACUUACAUCACACCACCCGGCCAUGGGUUUCUGCCCCGAGAAACUGCACAGCAUCAUUUCCAACAUGUUCUUCCCUUGGUCAAAUCUGCAUUGAAAGAAGCCCAAGUAAUGCUGGAGGACAUUGAUUGCCUCUGUUACACUAAAGGUCCUGGCAUGGGAGCGCCGCUUCAGGUCUCCGCCAUUGUGGUCCGGGUUCUCUCACAGCUCUGGAAGAAGCCCAUUAUCGCAGUUAAUCACUGUGUGGCCCAUAUUGAGAUGGGUCGGAUAGUGACGGGUGCAGAUGAUCCUGUUGUGUUGUAUGUAAGUGGUGGGAACACACAAGUUAUUGCAUAUAGUGAAGGGAGAUAUCGCAUUUUUGGAGAGACUAUUGACAUUGCUGUUGGGAAUUGCUUGGAUCGAUUUGCUCGGGUUUUAACACUCUCCAAUGACCCAAGCCCUGGAUAUAACAUUGAGCAGCUUGCCAAGAAAGGUGAAAAGUUCAUCGACCUUCCUUAUGUUGUUAAAGGAAUGGAUGUUUCUUUUAGUGGAAUAUUGAGCUGUAUUGAAGCAACAGCUAUCGAGAAGCUUCAAAAUAAUGAGUGCACCCCUGCAGAUUUGUGCUACUCACUUCAAGAAACAUUGUUUGCCAUGCUUGUGGAGAUCACCGAGAGGGCAAUGGCUCAUUGUGACAAGAAAGAUGUUCUUAUAGUUGGUGGUGUGGGUUGUAAUGAGCGCUUGCAAGAGAUGAAGAGAAUAAAGUGUUCAUAGCGUGGCAUUUCCUU
Messenger RNA from Carica papaya (papaya), 1001 nucleotides. NCBI's taxonomy places the organism in Eukaryota, Viridiplantae, Streptophyta, Magnoliopsida, Brassicales, Caricaceae. The record is from RefSeq and is a predicted model, not a curated record.